Molecule: messenger RNA, 1882 nt
Organism: Anopheles stephensi (Asian malaria mosquito)
Lineage: Eukaryota; Metazoa; Arthropoda; Insecta; Diptera; Culicidae
Gene: Pex3
Product: peroxisomal biogenesis factor 3
Exons: 2
Coding region: 199-1359 (386 amino acids)
Biological process (GO): protein import into peroxisome membrane
Cellular component (GO): peroxisomal membrane
Molecular function (GO): protein-macromolecule adaptor activity
Source: RefSeq, a predicted model, not a curated record
ACAAUCUGUCACAGAAGAAGAAAACAAAAACACAGAAGAAAAGUGGGAUUGUAUUUUGAUAGCGCAUAUUCUUUUCUGCAACUUCUUGUGGUGAAAAAACAAUCGACUUUUCGUUUACUUGAGUGAUCUUUAACCAUCUGACCUUUGGAGCGGAAAUAACCCCUGUUGGCGAACGAGUUAAAGCGGCACGGCAGCACCAUGUUGUCGAGAAUAAAAGAUUUUCUCCAUCGACAUCGAAGGAAAUUCAUCACAACCGGCGUCGUUAUCGGUGGCAGUGUCUUCCUGCUGAAAUGGUUACAGUACAAGCUGCGGGAACUGCAGGAACGCCAGGCGAAGGAGAUUGGUGAGAAGCUAAAGCGAAUGCAGCAUUACGAGAGUACCGAUCGUACGUGCAAUCAAACGACGCUCGGGUUGGUACAGGCCAUGUCGAAGCGAGUGUUUCAAAGCCUCAACACCGACGAUAUUCUGUUGAAGCUGCGCACCAAUCCGGGCAACAAGUUGGAACUGUGGGAAGAGCUGCGUAUCGUUGCGUUCACGCGGCUCGUAACGCUCGUGUACAGCGCCUCGAUGCUGGCCGUCACGCUGCGGGUGCAGAUCAACAUCCUUGGCGGGUAUUUGUACAAAGCAACGGUGGAGGAUGAUCAACAAUCGAGCAACCAGCGACAGCAACAGCAACAGACGAUAUCGAAGGAGGUACAAACGGCUUAUCUGUCCCUGAUACAGCACUUUAUGCGGGACGGCCUCGAACGUUUGAUCGAAAUCAUCCGCAAGAACGUGACGACCGUGAUGCAGCGGUACAGCUUAAAGCAGCAGCUCACUUUGGCAGACACGGAAACGCUGCUCUGGUCGAUCGAGAUGGCGCUGAACGAUGAGAAGGGAAAUCCGAUCGAUGCUAUCGCUACGUACACCCUUCCCAAUGCCGACGCUACGCUGACCAGCAGUGACGGCGUUAUCGGCACCAUGUUUCAGGAAACGCUGGAUGUGCUGGAAAGCGUGGAAUCAACGCAAGUGGGCCUCUCGAACGUCAGUAUCGGCUUUUCGAAGAUUAUGGACAAACUGGCCGACUAUUACGUGACGUCUAGCGGGGCUGCCAGCAAAAGCUCCAAAUCGAACCUGAACGUGGAAAGCAUCACCAACAUUAAUGGGAUUAAAAUUUCGCUCGCCAAGCUCAUUCCGAUCGUGAACGGGUUGGCGAGCAACGGGGGACUGUCAGCGAACGCCGACGGAACGGUCAGCAACGGGCUAGUGCCAUCGCUACCGGACGAGACGGACCUGGUGUCGUCAAUGAUUGUGCAUUUUCUGCACUCGGAAAAGCUACGAACGCUCGGGGCCAACGUUUACGAAACAUUCUGCCAGUAACGGCACAGCAGUAGUGUCACAGCUCUAACAUUCUGUAUCAUUUUAGAUGAGUAGAUUUAGUGUUUCCCUAACUAGCUUUAGAGGAAGCCGGGUGAGAUUGCAUACGUACGACAGAGCGUCACAGUAAGAUGAGGCUUCUUUGCGCUUCUAUUGCGAGUCCGGCCGGAGUGGCAGCAGCAAAAGAAAAACAAAACAUACAUACAUACACACAUUCGCUAGCUUAGGUUUUAAUUUGGGAGCAAAGCCUGGGGCCGGGCAGGUAAGGCUUUGAUCAAUAAAUGUGAUGGUUACAGAGUUUCUUUUUUGUUAAGUUGGAAAUAGGUGCGGAUUUUUUUUUGGUCGCGUUUGAUUAAAACAUAAGGGAGGUGGUGUCCGAUAACGGGGAUCUCUUAUCUGCUUAUCAACGGUCAAGUCGUUUAUAAAAGCGGUAUGGUGCAGGUUUUUGGAGUGGUAGUGGCUCAAGAAUAGUGCAAACAUAACGAGACGAAAACGAUCGGAAUAAAAGGGAAAUUUUUAUCUCACA